CCCACCUCCCUUUCUAUAUUUCCCUCCCUUUAAUUAUCAAUGCAGGUCCAAGGCUCUUGGACUUUUUAGUGUCUGACUUUGAGAGAAAACAGAUCUGCUCACAUGUCACAUAGACAGAAUCAUUCUUGCAGACUUGCAUCCAAUAAGGAAUAAAUUGGACCUUCAACAUUUGUUGCAAGACAAAGAAUACUGGAUACAUGCUAGGUAAACUAAAUAAGGAUUUGGGAUUGCCCCAUUUAACUCGACGCUGCAUACUAUAAAAUAAUCUUGACUCCUGGCUUAAACGGACAAGAGAUCAACAAAGAAGACUUUCAGUACUUAACUUGGAGCACCGAAAAGAUGAUUUUAUCAAGAAUGUGAAUUUGCUCAGUUUUUUGUUGGUAAUCCUGCAUUUUGAUUUCUUGUGGAACAUUCUUGUGGAAAAUGUUCCAUUUGUCUGGAUCACAACUCUGUCUGGAUCACUGUUUAAGUACACGUUUCCCCCGUUACUUACUGGAUCUAACUUUGAUACUGUAUUGCAAUUAAUCGGACAAAAGAAUUCAAUUCACACAGAAAGGUUUUCAUUACAGUUUAUUUUUUAAUUGGGAGACUAUUUUAAGAGGAUCUUGGCUGCAGGUCAGUCCGUGGUGCUUUAAUAACAACAUGGGGAUUGCAUUUUUUUGCAUUUUUUCUCUUAUGGCUCUUCCAGUACUUCAGUCUGCCAAGAUCCUGACUGUCUGUCUAAUUGGAGGAAGCCACUACUUGUUGUUAGAUGAAAUUUCUCAUAACUUACACCAGCAUGGCCAUGAGGUCCGCAUGCUCUUACAACUGGGCAACCCUAUUAUUACAGGUUUUUCCUAUGGAGGCCGUGCAGACAGUUACAAGAUGAGCACCUGGUCCUUAGGAGAGAAAUACAUCCAAGAAUACAAUGGCUGGUUCCUAGAGCAACAAACGCAGUUUUUACUUGGAAGGGAUACCUUUAAUGCCUUUCUAAACUUCACAUGGCACCUGUCCUAUCAGUGUGACAAGCUGUUAGGGGACAAAGAGAUGAUAACAUUCCUCCAGAGGGAACACUACGAUAUCACCAUCCUUGAUGCUUUUAACCCAUGUUCCUUCAUCCUUGCUCACAAACUUGGUGUCCACUAUGUAGCUUUCUAUCCUGGCUCUCUGAACGGUCCUAUGUCCAUCGCUCUCCCCAGCCCAGUGUCCUACAUCCCAGUCUUCAGCUCACAGCUGUCCGAUCAAAUGAACAUCUGGGGUCGUGCAAAGAACCUCUUAUAUUCUUGCUUAGCUCCUGUAGGCCAGGGGCGUGUAUGGACUACCUUUAGGCAAGUAGCUGAGCGCCACCUUGAGUCAGGCUCACCUCUUGGAGGUCUGGAUGAGUUACAUCAAGGAGCUGAACUCUGGGCCUUCAACACUGACUUCUCCCUGGAGUUCCCCCAGCCCAUUAUGCCCUACACUGUGCUUGUUGGAGGGAUGCUGAAUAAACCUGCAAAGCCUCUGGAGCAGGAUCUUGAGUUGUGGAUCUCUAAUUUUGGGGAGGCAGGUUUUAUUGUCGUGACUCUGGGAUCAAUGGUCUCUUCAGUCUCUGUGGAACCUCUGCUUGUAGAGAUGGUGGCUGGCUUCUCCAGGAUCCCUCAGGGGGUGCUCUGGAGGUAUGACCACAAGCGAUGGCCAUCAAACCUUGACAGACCUCCCAAUCUCAGGCUAGUGGACUGGCUGCCUCUUAAUGACCUGCUGGGACACAAAAAAGCAUGUCUCUUUAUCACCCAUGGUGGACAAAACAGCCUGUUCCAGGCAGUAUACCAUGCUGUUCCUGUGCUAGGAAUCCCCCUGUUUGGGGACCAGUUUGAUAAUGUGGUGAGGGCUGAAACAAAGGGACUUGGCCUCACCAUCAACCCCACACAAAUCACAAGGGAACUGCUCAGCUCCACCAUUCAAACACUUAUACAAGACAUCAGGUUCAGGUCAUCAGCUUUGACCCUUAGCAGAAUCCACAAAUCCCAUCCUGUCCCUCCAGCCCUCCGACUCAUUCAGUGGGUGGAGCACAUCGUGCAAAGUGGAGGUGGAAGUCAUUUAAGGCCGGCCUCUCUGAACCAACCAUGGUACCAGAGAUACCUGUUGGACUUGGUGCUUCUCCUCUCUCUGGGGAUUCUUGGACCUGUAGUUCUCUGCUGGACUUUCUGUAGGAACGAGAAUAGCAGGGACACACACAAAAAAAUACAAUAGCAGUACUAAGCGUUUCCUCAGGGGUACUUCAGAUUUAUACCUCAGUUCUGUGUUGCUCGUUUAUCUCGGACUUGAAUGCUGUACCCAAAUGAGAAAACAUAAUUAUGUACCCUAAAACAAUGCUGUUGUUCAAUACAUAAACCACUCUUGUUGUAACUGAUUAUUAUAAUUUUUCUAUGAAUACAUACAAUUAAUAAGUGAAAACAGGCUGUGAUGUGGAUUUAGGUGACCUUUUACACAAGAGAUAAAUUCUUUUUCUUCUUCUGUAGCCCCCCUAGGCCCAGAAACGAUAUCACUUAAGGACAAAAAUAUAACUGAGAAAAGGGUGUUUUUUUCCAGAACAUUCCCUUUGAUUAUCAAAAGAAAAGUUGCAAAGUACUUUCAAUAUUAGUGUGCAAAAAAAGCAUUUAAGCUAUUAAUACUGUUGCAUAAUUUUGUUUUAAUUUCUAGUACUUUUUGCAUACUGAAAGAGUUUCAUUUUCGUUAUUACCACUUUCCCUUCAGUGGAAUAGCCAUAAUGUCAAGUGUCCUGCCCUCUCCCCUCCUAGCGCCAUCAUGUCUACAGACGUCUCAUUUGUACUGCAGCGCCACAUAGUCUGACACCUCUGUGCUGCUUUGACCUGACUGUGUUGCAAGCAGGGGUGGCGACAGCACGCAUGCAAACACGCACACACACGCACACACACUAUAACUAAGCAAUGCUUUUGUAUUGCAUGUUUCCAAAUGGCAGAAAGACGGGUUAGGGUACAUGGAUGAAUGUGGAGGAUGGUUUUGUGUGCUGCUGUGUUUGUCUAGUUCAGGUACAAAGUAGACAAAGUAUGUUGAUAGUCGUUGAAUGCAUCUGAAUCA
Molecule: messenger RNA, 3057 nt
Organism: Etheostoma cragini (Arkansas darter)
Lineage: Eukaryota; Metazoa; Chordata; Actinopteri; Perciformes; Percidae
Product: UDP-glucuronosyltransferase 3A1-like
Exons: 10
Coding region: 643-2208 (521 amino acids)
Molecular function (GO): UDP-glycosyltransferase activity
Source: RefSeq, a predicted model, not a curated record